UGGUUGCUAGGGCCACGGAAUAAAUACCAGAAGCCUAGCAGAAGGGAGAUGGAGCCCCAGCUCCUGUUCCCCCUUCCCAACCCCUCCCCCUAGGCUGUCUGAGAUGUCACCUUCUACCUGAACACCAUCUCCCUGGUCUCAGUCAUUAACUCUGGUCCAUAAUUCCUGCUUGGUGCCAUCUCCUCCACGACUCACACGAGACUGCCAUCUGUCCUUCCUGGAAUUUCCAAGGUUCUCUGCUUUCCGCAGCCCUGAUGUCCGACUCUGACAGUGUCGCUGAGAUGCCUGGCCAGCCUCAGACUCCUAACCCUACUCCUUGUGUUAAUCAAGAACCACCGAACCCUGGGAUCACCAUUUCCCUCCUUGAAAUUGGAUCACUCCCCCCUUUCUGCUGGAGUUCCCUCCCAUCACCAAAGAAUAGUAUCCGUCCUCUAACAAGACCAAGGACGGUACAGAAAUUUAGCAAUCUCUUAAGAGACGUUAGAGAUGUUCUUAAAAGUAUAGCAGGCUUUGAAGAGCAGACUACAGAAGUCAGGGAGUCUUUUGACGAUGCCAGUACUUCCAAGGAUAUGUCAGAACUUAAAAUCAGAGGUGUUGAUAAGAGAAAUAAAAUGCGAUUUAAAGAUUUGAUCUUUAAUUUCGACGCAGAGAAAGAACAGAACACAAAGAAGCAGGAGACGAUAUGGAAUGACCAGAGAGCUAAGAACAUGAUGCAUGGGUAUGCAAGGGAUCUGUGCCAUUCUGAAGGAAAGAGAGGCUCUGAUGACAUGCAGCUGAGCAUGGAAAGAGGCCGGUACGGACCCCUUCUUCACCACUGUGGGAAGUACGGAAGAGUCAGGGGCAACAUGGAGCAGCUAUUGCAGGAAACAGAUCACUGGAGUACACAGCGUGACGAGCUCAGCGAUGUAACGAAGUCGUACCAGGGAUGCCAGAAAGAAAGGAGAGAAUCUUGUGAAAGCAAUCACGUCUCUUUCCAGACCCAGUCGGACGAGGAGGAGCCGUCCUCCAAGCAGGAGCUGGAGGCGCAGGUGAAGAAGUUGAGCCACGACACGCACUCGCUGCAUUUGAUCGCAGCCCUGCUGCAGAAUGAGUGCCAGAUCCUACAACAGAGGGUAGACAUCCUCAGAGAGUUCCAUCUCCACGAAUCGGGAUCCCCGCACGAGAGGCCGCUACUGCUGUACCAUGUGUACGACAGGAAAAGUCAGAAGUCAGCGGAAGCAGACAGGAUGGAAGGGAACAGACAGCCCGCGAGGGUAAUAGAGGGCGGGAUUCCUAGGAGAGAAAAGAUCUUGCGGGGCUGCGAUGUCUGUCUGAGUAAGAAGGCUCGGAAUAACCGCUUCAACACCCGCGUUGCAAGGAAAACUCUCUUGGUGAAAAGGAGACCCAUUAGCAGCAGCUUCCGGUAAGAAGCCAUCAGAAGCGGAGCCAACUUCAGUCAUAACUGUCGUCAACCUAGGGUAGAUCUUCUGUUUCAACCAAGGAAGAGGCGUAGAAUAAGAGGUGCACAUAUUACCUCAGCAGUUAGAGAAGUUUGGACCUUAACCAUUGUGUGAACGCCAACCAAGGGAAGAUUCAAAUAAAAACAACAACAAAAGGAAA
Messenger RNA from Peromyscus eremicus (cactus mouse), 1599 nucleotides. It is a transcript of the gene Spz1, whose product is annotated as spermatogenic leucine zipper 1. Bases 255 to 1406 code for a protein of 383 amino acids. Gene Ontology annotation, molecular function: DNA-binding transcription factor activity. The transcript has a single exon. Gene Ontology annotation, cellular component: nucleus. Lineage: Eukaryota; Metazoa; Chordata; Mammalia; Rodentia; Cricetidae. The record is from RefSeq and is a predicted model, not a curated record.